AUGCUUAUUACACGAUAUUUCUUUCUGUGGCUUCUUAUUUGCCCGGCUGUGUUUUCAAGAUGCUCCAACAAUCAGCAGCAAAAAAGGACUCGCGAAAUCAUUCAGAAACUCUGCGGCCUGGGAGAAAUGCGACCGGUGAGAUGCAAAAGCGAGGCUGAAGAUAUGAAGGUCCAAAGUCCAAAAUUCCCGAAACAGGAGGAGAGCAGGCUGCUGGUGUUGGAAAUGUCAUAUCGGAUUGUCUCUGAGCUCCUGAUGAAGAACGCGUCCACCGAGUGGAAGUCCAGUGAGCUGCAGCAGUUACGGGAUUUACUCGGACACCAGAGACAAUUCUACACAACAUGUUUUCCGGUUGCCAGUUCAACUCAUGCUGAAGUGGAGAAUUGGAGCGCUUUUUGGAGCAGUCUGUCUGAUUUUCUGUCAGAGAAGAGUUUCAGCGCGUGCGCGUGGGAAAGCGCGCGCCCUGUCAUUCUACAGGUCAUGCGCGGUUUCUACAGAUCCACUACAAAAUCACCAAAACCCAUCAGAAGCUGUUAAUAUCUAUCUAUCUAUCUAUCUAUCUAUCUAUCUAUCUAUCUAUCUAUCUAU
Molecule: messenger RNA, 585 nt
Organism: Ictalurus punctatus (channel catfish)
Lineage: Eukaryota; Metazoa; Chordata; Actinopteri; Siluriformes; Ictaluridae
Product: interferon tau
Exons: 5
Coding region: 1-534 (177 amino acids)
Biological process (GO): defense response
Cellular component (GO): extracellular region
Molecular function (GO): cytokine receptor binding
Source: RefSeq, a predicted model, not a curated record